CGAUACAUCCAUGGUGCCAACAGGAAGAGUUUGUUGUGUUGGAGUACAGAAAGCUAUAGCUUGUUUUCAGUGUCAAGGCUGCAUAUCUAGAUGAUUUCCACAAUGUGGAUGUGGAGCCAGAGUAGCAGGGAUAUUCAGAAUUCACAACGAGACUUCUCCUUGAACGAGACUUGGACACAAUUAAACAAAUCGGAUCAAGCGAAAGUGAGGAGCCAUCCACUGGAUAGAUACCGUGCCAUCUCCAAUUGGGAUCCGUGCGUAAAAGCGCGUCAGUGGAAACCCUCCUCCAUCCCUCCCAUCACCCCCACAUGCGCACAGUUAUCUUACCAUGGUCGUGCGGUCUCGAGACUCUCAACUAAAGUGCACAUCAUCAUCGAGCUCAGCGGAUCACACGGCAUUUCUGCAUCUGCUCUGCCUGCAGUCACACACACACAGUGUCAUCACGCAGUGGGAGCGAGACGCACAAGAACAAGUGCAGGGAGAGACUGAAACAGAAGAGUCCACUCAGGCUUUUUUGGACGACGAGACGAGACAGUCCCAGGUGUCCUCUGAGGACCUGAGCACUGAUUUGACUGACGACUGAGACGUGGACCAGCAGCAGCAAACCCAGAGCAUGAAGAAGACUCCAAAUUCAGCUCUGAAGAGGUCCUUUGAGGUGGAGGAUGUCGACACGUCAUCUCACUUAUCCCCCGGCUCCCGUCGGACAACCAACUCCCCUCACCGUAACGCCAUGUCUCCCACCAGCAUCUACUACCGUGACCUGGGCACCGCCGCCCCGGCCCCGGCCACCAACAACAACAACCUCAACUUCACCCAGCCCCGCUCCAUCAUGGGCGGAGGAGGCUCCAAGACUCCCGAGCCUGUGUCGCGCCGCUCCGAACUCUCCAUCGACAUCUCCUCUUCUUCCAGCAAGCAGGUGGAUAACAUCACCAGCCCUGCUUCCGCACGCUUUGGGGCCAGCAGCGCCCUGAGGCGCCCUGAAGUCCUGGGCCACUCCAGGACCCCCGAGAUGAGCCACAAGAGGGAGGUCACCUUUGCCAAGACGCCCACUGAUUCCCCAGUGAUACGCCGCAACGAGGGCAACAAUAACAACAACGGCACCAGCCGAACCCCCGAGCAGAAUCACGCUCGCAAGUUUGAGCCUCCUAGUCCCGGAGAUGUCCGUAAACCUGACAUCAGCAUCACCAGAGCUCCCCCAGAAAACAACGGCCACCACCCACCAGUGCACCACCCACACCACCCUAAUCCUCACCACAACACUAUCGUCACCACCUUCCGCUGCUCCUCGCCGAGUCAUGGACGAAAAUCUCCAAACCCUGACAGGUCAGAGGUCAGUCUGAGCCACAGCAACAUGUCGGAGUCCGCCAAGCCCCACCCCCCCACCCCCCAGGGUAAAGGGGAUAAGACACACGCCAGCGACUUCAGCUACGUGGGCAUCGAUGCCAUCCUGGAGCAGAUGAGGAGGAAGGCCAUGAAGCAGGGCUUCGAGCUCAACAUCAUGGUUGUGGGGCAAAGCGGCCUGGGAAAAUCCACCCUGAUGAACACCCUGUUCAAAUCCAAGGUGAGCCGCAAGUCAUCGCAGCCGAACCCGGAGGAGAGGAUCCCCAAGACCAUCGAGAUCAAGUCCAUCAGUCACGAUAUUGAGGAGAAAGGAGUGAGAAUGAAGCUGACAGUAAUUGACACUCCGGGCUUCGGGGAUCAGAUCAACAACGAAAACUGCUGGCAGCCCAUCAUGAAGUUCAUCAACGACCAGUAUGAAGCUUACCUGCAGGAGGAGAUCAACAUCAACAGGAAGAAGAGGAUCCCAGACUCCAGGGUGCACUGCUGCAUAUACUUCAUACCCCCCACAGGCCACUGUCUGAGGCCUCUGGAUGUGGAGUUCAUGAGGCGUCUCAGCAAGGUGGUCAACAUCGUCCCUGUCAUUGCCAAGGCCGACACGCUCACCCUGGAGGAGAGGGACGACUUUAAACAGACGAUUAGGGAAGAGCUGCGAGCCAACGGGAUCGAUGUUUACCCUCAGAAAGAGUUUGACGAGGACGCAGAGGACAGGAUGAUCAAUGACAAAAUCAGGGAGAUGAUCCCUUUUGCUGUUGUGGGCAGUGACCAGGAGUACCAGGUGAACGGAAAGAGGAUUCUGGGAAGGAAGACAAAAUGGGGCACCAUAGAGGUUGAGAAUAUUGCACACUGUGAGUUUGCUUACCUGCGAGACCUCCUCAUCAGGACACACAUGCAGAACAUCAAGGACAUCACAGGCAGCAUCCACUAUGAGACAUAUCGCGUCCGCCGGUUAAAUGAAUCCAACGCUCAUUUCAACUCCCACCCAUCCGACCAUCCUGCUGCUCAGCCGAAGGCCAACGGUCAGCCCGAGGAGCAGCCCGGCGCCCUGCAGGCCAACGGAGUGGCUGCUCAGCACGUAGCCCUGUCCCACGAGAUGUAGAGCCAAUAUACGAUAUCAGGACACAGCCAGGCGCAAAACACACACACACGCAUAUGUAUUCUGUUUACAUGAACAAGCCCACAUGCACACAAACACACACUCAUGCUGUGAAGCCAAUUUUAUUGUGACCUAGAAGGACUUUUGCCAAAAAACUACCUAACCACAGGAAGUUCAAAAGACAUACAAUUCAGAGUAAAUCCCAACAUUUUCCUUCCAUGGGCUGUUUUUUUUUUCCAUCAUUGCAAUUCAGGGCAAAAUCAGGUCUUCCCUGCAGAUCCACAUACUGUACAGAACUCAUCUUGUUGUUUUCCCCAUCUGCCUGAAUGCACAAUGCAAUCUACAGUCAGGAUUGUUUACAAUAACCCAUCCAAGUUAGAUAAACAAAUCUAUACAUGUUUCAUUGCUGACUGACUGUCAGGAGUGCAGUAGCCAUGCAAGUGAGAUGUACGUAUAUCAUAAGUGAAACAAUGUACAAGAUUUUGAUCAGAAUCAAUGAGUAUGAUGGAAAAAAAGAGUGCCCAUAAGAGGAGAAAAAGGCCUGUUGUGUACAGAAUAGCUUUGCAGGAUGUUGGAUUGACAGGUUUAGCCAUGCAGGGCUAUUCCAGCUGAGGAGAAAUGGCAUAAUUCAAAAUGAAGUACAGCAUAUCAGAUGAUUAGCUCUAAACUAGGAGUAACUGUUAGUGCCACUGGCCUGGUCUGCUUUGUGUUGUGGUGUAUAGUUUUGUAUAGAUACUAGGGUUAAGUAGGGAUAUUUACAUUAGGUUUAUAGUAUCAUGGAGAAAGUAAAGAUAUUGUUGACACCUCCGCGCUGCAAAAUAAUUAUAAAAAAAAACGAAAGCAGUGGCAGUGUGGAGCAGCUUUCGGAAAAAUUAGUCCCGUUGUCAUUUUUACGUCGUGUUAUGAUGUUUUUAAAACCCCUUUUUUGCCAAACCCAUCCUGUCUCUUUCUAUAUAAUGCCAAUGUUGUGUGUAAUACAGUCGUACCUUGCAUUUUACAUUCUCAUUUACUAUUGUGUUUUCAUUGCUGUUGUUCAUGUUUCUAAUAUUAUUGUAUACGAUGGGAGUUGUGGAGGAAUCUGUGCAACUGUUGUCCCAUGCAGCCGUUUUGUCCAUUUUUUUUCCCCGACCAAAUAAAAGUCAUUUUUUCUGUUCUAAAGAGAAGCACAUACAGUAUAUAGAGUUGAUUUUAUGAAUAGGUAUUUAUGUGUAUGUUAAGUGUAAUCGGUUAAAUUCAACUUUCAUUCCAGCUGUUGGCUUCCAGAGGUUUGUUGCAGGUCUCUAACUGUGAUGAUCUUUUAGCUUUAGACAGUGUUUUGUUUUUAGUGGCCUGCAUUCUUACAGUAUGUUGUACCCUGUUGGCUAGGCUGCAAUAUAACUAAGAGUUGUCUAUAUUUGUACGUUGUUUAUUAACAAUUACAACCAAUGCUGCCAAUAGAUCGUGGUUAUAACAGUGCAAGAUUAAUUCAUUUUGUCACAGGUGGAUGUUUUACUACCACUUGGAGGAAGUAUUUGUGCCAAAAAAGCUUGCAUGAUACCCGUAAUUUUACAUCAAGAGUGAGUUUUUGUUAAUAUUUGUGAAAAACGUGUGCAUUGAUACAAACUCAAGGGAUAUUUUUUAAUAGAGGCUACAUCUAAAUUUUAAACAUAUUUUCCUAACAAAAAUAGCCAAGAGUGUUUUUUCUGCCUCUUUUUAAGUCGCAACAAAAAUAUGUUCCAUACAAACAUAAAAAACCAAGAGAACUAUUGUGUUUUAUCCAGAGAAAGUUAUCGGGUUACACUUUGUUUACUGUUGUAUAGUUCUUGUGUAAUUUGUUAUGGUAUCAUAGAUUAAGGUUUUAUCUUUGAUAUGCUAUCUCAAAGAAUAAAGAUUGAUAUUUUUAUUGUUUAAA
Messenger RNA from Sebastes umbrosus (honeycomb rockfish), 4325 nucleotides. RefSeq names its product septin 9b (gene septin9b). The record is from RefSeq and is a predicted model, not a curated record. The transcript has 12 exons. Gene Ontology annotation, biological process: cytoskeleton-dependent cytokinesis. Gene Ontology annotation, molecular function: molecular adaptor activity; GTPase activity; GTP binding. Gene Ontology annotation, cellular component: cell division site; septin ring; septin complex. Bases 614 to 2437 code for a protein of 607 amino acids. Lineage: Eukaryota; Metazoa; Chordata; Actinopteri; Perciformes; Sebastidae.